Messenger RNA from Juglans microcarpa x Juglans regia, 1345 nucleotides. Its product is annotated as very-long-chain enoyl-CoA reductase-like. The record is from RefSeq and is a predicted model, not a curated record. The coding region runs from base 164 to 1096 and encodes 310 amino acids. Gene Ontology annotation, molecular function: oxidoreductase activity, acting on the CH-CH group of donors. The transcript has 4 exons. Gene Ontology annotation, biological process: very long-chain fatty acid biosynthetic process. Lineage: Eukaryota; Viridiplantae; Streptophyta; Magnoliopsida; Fagales; Juglandaceae.
AGAAUAAUUUUAUAAUCUAGAAAAUCAGAUUAAGCAACAGAUUCUUGCGUAGCUUCUCUGCUCCUGGAUCUUUGAGUAAAAUCGUUCGCUAAUCCCAAAAGUUUCGUCGCUUUCGGCAUUUGGUGAACCGGGUGAAGUGGUCUUCUCUCUCUUGUUUUCAAGGAUGAAGGUCACUGUCGUUUCACGGAGUGGUAAAGAAGUUAUCAAGGGUGGAAUUGACCUCGGCGAUUCCGCUACGGUUGCUGAUCUACAGGAGGCGAUUCAUCGGCGAACCAGAAAGUUCUACCCUUCGAGACAGCGAUUAACCCUCCCCAUCCAACCUGGAUCAAAGGAAAGGCCUGUUGUUCUAAACUACAAGAAAAGUCUCAAGGACUAUUGCGAUGGAAACUUGGACUACUUGACUGUAGUGUUCAAGGACUUGGGAUCACAAGUCUCCUAUCGUAUACUUUUCUUCUGGGAGUACCUGGGUCCUUUGGUCCUUUAUCCCAUCUUUUACUACUUUCCUGUCUACCAGUACUUUGGCUACGAAGGGGAGCGCAUCAUCCAUCCGGUUCAGACAUAUGCUUUAUACUACUGGUGUUUCCACUACUUGAAGCGAAUUUUGGAAACAUUUUUUGUGCAUAGGUUUAGCCAUGCAACGUCACCACUGUCUAACGUGUUUCGUAAUUGUGCAUAUUAUUGGUCAUUUGGCUCUUAUAUUGCUUACUGUGUGAACCACCCACUUUACACCCCUGUUAGUGACCUCCAAAUGAAGAUAGGGUUUGGAUUUGGAUUGCUUUGUCAAAUCUCGAACUUCUAUUGCCAUAUCUUGCUGAGGAAUCUUCGCAAGCCUGAUGGGAAUGGAGGGUAUCAAAUUCCACAUGGUUUUCUGUUCAAUAUUGUAACAUGUGCAAAUUACACAACAGAGAUUUAUCAGUGGUUAGGUUUCAACAUUGCAACACAGACAGUUGCAGGUUAUAGUUUUCUUGCAGUUGCUACUAUUAUCAUGACCAAUUGGGCCCUUGCAAAGCACCGGCGUUUGAAGAAGAUAUUUGAUGGCAAGGACGGAAGACCCAAGUAUCCACGCAGAUGGGUAAUAGUACCCCCAUUCCUGUAAAAGUGACUGGUCAUCUUGCCUCUUGUUUCUCUCUUUGGUACCAAGAUUGUAUUAGUUUCAUUCUUGUGGGACUGAGACAUGAACUUUGGCAUUACAUUCAGACAACGUGGUCCACGUCCCAUUCGAAUAACCUGAAGUCCUGAGGAUCUUUUUCUCUCUUGUUCCCUCCCUGUUUGCUCUUAGUUUUCCUUGGCAUUUGGAAUACUUGUAGUUAAAAUUUUUUUUAUCGGAUUGGCUAUUUACAUUCUC